AUGAAAGGUGUUAUGAGAUUUGGGAAGAAAGAAAAAUUAAGUCCUAGAUUUAUUGGCCCGUAUCGAAUCUUGAAAAAGAGUUCAGUUUAUCCUGUUUUCCAUGUAUCGAUGCUACGGGGAUACAAGCCCGACCCCGCUCACAUCAUCUCUCCAGAGGUAGUAGAAAUCAAUGAAGGUUUAACUUACGAAGAAGAACCAGUUGAGAUUCUUGAUAGGCAAGUCCGUAGGUUGAGGACUAUAGAUAUAGAUUCAGUCAAAGUGCUAUGGCGUAAUCAUGAUGUUGAGGAGGCCACUUCGGAGGCCGAGGAGGAUAUGAGAAUUCUCUACCCACACUUGUUUGCAUCUACAGGUUGA
Molecule: messenger RNA, 354 nt
Organism: Nicotiana tabacum (common tobacco)
Lineage: Eukaryota; Viridiplantae; Streptophyta; Magnoliopsida; Solanales; Solanaceae
Source: RefSeq, a predicted model, not a curated record